GUCAAAUUUUACUCUGACCCUGAGAACAAAUACAACGCCGUAUCAACCUCAGCAGUAGUUUCUACUUCAACUAUCUCCUCCUCCUCCUCUCUUGUUUAGUUUUGUUUUUUUUCAAAUUCAAAACCGAGGGCCAGGCCAGGCCAGGCCAAGAAGCACCUAUCCGAGGGCUCAACCUGCAGCUGGGUCCUUAAGUUAUUCCCUCCAACAAAGACAGCAAAGGCUCAAAAGAAAGACCUUUUUUUUUUAAGUUCUAUUUUGUGGCUAACCCAGAAAGCAGGGAAUGGAAGAACCGGAUAAGGUGACUGGUAGUGUUAGUGAGGCUCAGAUGGAUGAUUCCAAACCAGUUAUGGAAGAAACUGAAAAUGAAGCUGACGGUCUAGCCCCAGUGGACACAGAAACAGAAGCUGCUGAAGUGAAAGACCAAGUUCAAGUUGAAGAACUUACCAAACUUGAAGAAGAUGCGAAAUUGCAGCCUCCGCGGGUUGGUGGUAACCCAUAUUCAGUGGAACAACAAGCCAUUGCCGGCCAAACCCAUGGCCAGGAGGACACUAGCAAAACUCUCGAUGUUGUUGAUGCAGAUGGUCAAAAUGAAGAACAUUUUAAGUCUGAGGAGAGUGAUGAUAUUGAAUUUGAGGAUGUUGAGGACAAAUCUUUGGGUGAAACUGUUACCAAAAUGAAAGUUGUUGAAGAUGAUGAUGCCCCCAUUCAUUCACGUGAAAAUGACAUAAAACCCCAAGAUGUUGACAAUGGCGUUGACAAUGGGGAGCAAUUGAAGGAUUUGUCUACAGAAAGGGAGAUUAAGAAGCAAUUGGCACUACCAGAACUUGGUGACAAAAACCCUAACCUAUGCUUUGACAACUCAGGGUCAGACACGGUGGAGGAGCAAGCAGCUUUUACAAAGGAUGUUGAAGCUUUUUACAAGGAGAAGAACCUUGAAUUCAAGCACCCUAAGUUUUACAAAGAGGAUUUAAAUUUGCUCAAGUUAUGGAGAGCUGUUAUUAAAUUGGGGGGCUAUGAACAGGUGACCUCAUGCAAAUUGUGGAGGCAAGUGGGAGAAUCAUUUAAUCCGCCAAAGACCUGCACUACUGUAUCGUGGACAUUCCGUAUCUUUUAUGAGAAGGCAUUGCUUGAGUAUGAAAAGCAUAAAAUUCAUGGUGGCGUACUCCCCCAUUCAAAUGCUUCCUUUAGUGAGCCUAAUAGAGUUGAAAGUCAGGCUGGUAGUAAUCAAGCUUCUGGGUCAGGUAGGGCAAAGAGGGAUGCUGCUGCUCGUGCCAUGCAGAGCUGGCAUUCUCGGCGUGUUCUCGAUAAUGGUGAAGUCUGUCAUCCAGUCAUCAAGGACAAGAGCUCUAGUCCUGCACUCAAAACUGACAGACAACUUAAUAAUUUUGGUUUGUUAAAGCGCAAAAAGCCAUCCAAUCUGGAGCCUGGUGUCCGAGUAACUCCAUUUAAAGCAACUAAACCACAGCAUUCCUUUGGCAGGUUGGAUACUAUGGUUAUUGAUAUUGGAGCCCCAGCUGAUUGGGUGAAGAUUAACGUGCACAAAACUAUUGACUGCUAUGAGAUAUAUGCUUUGGUUCCUGGGCUUCUUCGUGAGGAGGUGCAUGUUCAGUCUGAUCCAGCAGGACGCUUGGUUAUUUCUGGUCAGCCAAAGCAACUGGAUAAUCCUUGGGGUGUCACACCCUUUAAAAAGGUUGUCAGCCUGCCUUCUAGAAUUGAUUCACUUCAGACGUCCGCUGUGGUUACCCUGCAUGGUCAGUUGUUUGUGCGCGUCCCAUUUGAGCUGCCUGAUGUAUAGGUUGUAGGUUUUACCUUCACAUGUAGAGAUUUCUCUAGUUUGAAAUCAAUCUGACAAUUAAUUCUGCAAUGAGCAUAUUUCUUGGUAACAUUUUGCUUACAGCUGAUGCUCAAGCCAAUCUCCAGUUUUUGGCAUGUCUCUUUUUUUGAGAGGAUGAGUUAUCAGGUUUGGGAACUUAAUGACCUUCAAUCGGCUGAAUUAAUCUGGAAAACCAAAUGUGAGUUAUGUGAAUAUGACUGAAGUUUGGAUUGUGUUCCAUUGCAUGACCAGAUCGUCAGUAACAAUGGCAAGGGAAGUGCCAUCAUUCAUGACCUUCCUUAAAAUGUUAUGUAUAGGUUUAUUUGAUUCAAUGUUGAAAACUUGAAGUUGGAUAUUUAUAUUUUUAU
Molecule: messenger RNA, 2181 nt
Organism: Durio zibethinus
Lineage: Eukaryota; Viridiplantae; Streptophyta; Magnoliopsida; Malvales; Malvaceae
Product: AT-rich interactive domain-containing protein 6-like
Biological process (GO): regulation of transcription by RNA polymerase II
Cellular component (GO): nucleus
Molecular function (GO): DNA binding
Source: RefSeq, a predicted model, not a curated record